Molecule: messenger RNA, 645 nt
Organism: Schistosoma mattheei
Lineage: Eukaryota; Metazoa; Platyhelminthes; Trematoda; Strigeidida; Schistosomatidae
Source: the annotation of a GenBank genome assembly
AUGUUAAGCUCAUCGACUAUUGUUUUAAAAAAAACAAAGUUGUUAAUGAAUACUGACGAGUUAUUAUGUGAAAUUUCUUUUGUAGCUUUACUCAUUAAUCAUAUACAAUGUGAAACAGAGUUAAUCAAAUCAAAUAAAUUAAUAAUUGGUUCAUUAAUUGAAAUGGAUUAUUGGAAUUUAUAUCGUCUUCCUAAUCAAUCAACUGUUUGUAAUCAAUUUAUAAAUUCAUAUUAUUUGGAUGAUCUAAAUGAGAAUACCAGAUCAGUACCUCUUUCUAGCUCAUCACUUUCUUCUGACACAUUAAGCUCUUCUACUUCUUCUUCAUCAAUUUCCACCUCAUCAUCUUCUUCCUCAUCUACUUCAUCAUCAUUAUCUGGAAGUACUAGCCUUCGGGAUCGUAAUAAACCAACAAACUGGGUUAAUACAAUUGAAUUUGAUCCUGUUGGUUUAAAUGGAUUAAUGCAAUUACCAAAACAAGAUAAAUCACAGCUAUUUGAUUAUAAUCAACGUUUAAAAACAGUGUUACGUAAUCGACAACCAACAUUAUUUACAUUCACUAGUCCAUUAUAUCCAGAUAAUUAUCCACCGAAUACUGAUUGUAUCAAAGUUAUUAAAGGUGAGUCAAAAACAUUUCUAAAAUUGUAG